AUGGGUAGUUUUGGAUUCAUGUAUAAAGGACUUCUUGUUCAGACUCAGUUGAUCGUGGCCAUCAAGAUUCUCAACUUUACAUGUCACAGAGCUUACAAGAGCUUCAUAGCCGAGUGUGAGGCCUUGAGAAGAAUCCGACACUGUUAUCUUCUGAAGGUACUCACAUGUUCUAGGGUUAAUUUUAAUGGAAAUGAUUUCAAUGCAUUGGUUUAUGAAUUCAUGUCGAACAAGAACUUGGACGAAUGGUUGCACCCAACUGCAUCGCAAAAUACAGCGAGAAGUAAGUUGAGUCUACUUGAGAGAGUGAAUAUUGCCACCAAUGUUGCUUAUGCACUAGAUUAUCUUCAUCAUCACUGUGAAACACCGAUAGUUCUUUGUGAUCUAAAGCCAAGCAAUGUCCUUCUUGAUGAUGAAAUGACUAGGCAUAUAGGCAAUUCUGGGCUUGCCAAGUUCCUCCUAGAAGCAACACAUAUGCAACUAGCCAAUCAAUCAAGCUCUAUCGGAGUAAAAAGGUCUUUUGGCUACGUAGCCACAGAGUAUGGCUCGGGAAUUGUGGUGGAGAUGUGCAUAGCUUUGGAGUCCUCAUUUUAG
This is a messenger RNA of Eucalyptus grandis, 591 nucleotides long. RefSeq names its product probable LRR receptor-like serine/threonine-protein kinase At3g47570. The transcript is spliced from 2 exons. The coding region runs from base 1 to 591 and encodes 196 amino acids. Gene Ontology annotation, molecular function: protein kinase activity; ATP binding. NCBI's taxonomy places the organism in Eukaryota, Viridiplantae, Streptophyta, Magnoliopsida, Myrtales, Myrtaceae. The record is from RefSeq and is a predicted model, not a curated record. Gene Ontology annotation, biological process: protein phosphorylation.